UUUCGUGAGCUGUGAGAGUAGAGCCAAAGCUCUAUCUUUGGCUUAUUGUGUGAUAGCCGCAAUGGCCACUUACACUGCUUACAGUGGCUACAGCAAGCCACCUCAAUCUUACGCAGGCUCUUACUACGAUGAGAAGCAGGCCCAGGCCUAUACUGAUUAUCAAGACUCUAUAGACGAGGAAAAAAAGAGAAUUGAGAAGAAGGACCGUCGGGAAGCCAUCUGUUGUGAAGUAGUGGCCCUCAUCAUCGGUUUCAUUGGACUAAUCGGAGUGGCGGCCGUGACAGGCCUGCCGAUGUGGAAGGUAACAGCCUUCAUCGAGGAGAACAUAAUUGUCAUGGAGACCCGCUGGGAGGGUUUGUGGAUGAACUGCUACAGACAAGCAAACAUCAGGAUGCAGUGCAAGGUAUACGAUUCUUUGCUGUUUCUGCCUCCGGACCUCCAGGCUGCUCGGGGUCUGAUGUGCAGCUCCGUGGCCCUGACUUCACUUGCCCUCAUCGUUUCAGCAGUGGGGAUGAAGUGUACCAAAGUGGUGGACCAUCGGGCUCGCACCAAGCAUGUUGUUCUUGUGGCUGGAGGCUGUCUGUUCCUGAUGGGCUGCAUUACUACUAUAAUCCCAGUGUCUUGGACGGGCCAUGUCAUCAUCAGGGAUUUCUACAACCCUCUGCUGAUCGAUGCCCAGCGUAGGGAGCUUGGGGAGGCUCUUUACAUUGGCUGGGUAACCUCAGCUUUGCUUUUCACUGCCGGAGUGAUCCUGCUGUGCCGUCAUGCUCCCCGAACCCAGGAGCCAGAUGAGAGAAUUGUAUACAACCCUGGGGUAAACAACUACCAGCCUGCAUACACAUACCAGCCGUACACGUACCAGCCAGCAUACAGCUACCAGCCUCCCUAUUCUGCACCCCCGCCAGGAUCUGUAGCAUACACACCAAGCCAGUACUAGGCACACAAACAAAGACAGACAAUUUUGGACUCUUUUUUUUUUUUUUAAGCCAAAAUUUGGCACAUUUGAAUGAGAAUAAUCAACUGACUAAUAUGACCAAAGGCUGUCACUGGAAAUGGCCAAAUCUUUCAUUAUUUUCUCAAAGAGGGCAAAGUGUAUUGCAGAGAUUGAAAUUUCUUAUGGCACUGUUUGUGUAUAACCAUGAUGAAAUGUGCUGAAUUACUGUACUUUGUUUUCAGACGCUUAAUAUACACUAAUUUAUAUCUGUAAUAAUACAAGUUAAUAGUUAAUAUCACUGUCUUUACAGACUCUGCUGACAUGCUCUUCGAGAACAGAUUAUGCACUAGGCCUUUUUCAGAUUAUAUACACCUCUGUAGAAUUUAUGUUCACUAUUGAGUUUUUGUUGUAAAUGUACGUACUUUUUCAAAAUGCUGGCCUAAAUAUAAGGUCAAUUGAUUGUGGUUUACAAUAAAGGGAUAUAGUUGAGAAAAAUAAAAA
This is a messenger RNA of Morone saxatilis (striped sea-bass), 1435 nucleotides long. Its product is annotated as claudin-8-like. Gene Ontology annotation, molecular function: structural molecule activity. The record is from RefSeq and is a predicted model, not a curated record. Gene Ontology annotation, cellular component: bicellular tight junction; plasma membrane. Lineage: Eukaryota; Metazoa; Chordata; Actinopteri; Moronidae. Gene Ontology annotation, biological process: cell adhesion; bicellular tight junction assembly. The coding region runs from base 62 to 937 and encodes 291 amino acids. The transcript has a single exon.